UGUUGCUUCGUUUUCAGAUAUCAAAAUGAGGAAACCAAAAUUCAAUGCGUAUCGAAGCGGUCGUUUACCUACCUGAUAUUGUUUGCCGUAUUUGUAUUAAUGUUUACAAUGAAGUUUAACUUGUUCGAAAUAGACAUAAAAGACUUGUCUGGUGACUACGAAUCGAAACAUUCGGCAUUUCUUGUUGAUUCGAAUUUUUGUCGGAUACCCAAUAUGGAUCCGUUUGAAUCUUCACUGAAAUCCUUUUUCCACAUAAGCAAAUGGGAAGCUUGUCCAAGUAAAUCUCUUGCGUUUCAAGACGGAAAUGUUUUACGUGUUAACCACAGUGUUAUCAAAAGAUGGUAUAACAACACAUUUAAAAUAUGUCACGUUUUGCCUAUUGUACGAAGCAAUAUUGACGACAAACAUAUCAUUUAUAAAAAGAAGUUUUUAGAAUUUAAAACGGACAUCUUAAUACCUCACGAUUACAUCAAAGUGAAGUGUUACAAUAACCGUAACAGAGUAAUUUUUACCAAUUACCAUGCUUUUAUUCAGAAGAAAAUAACAUCAGAAAUGAACCAUACAAACAGUAAUUCUGUGUUUAAAUUAUUAAAAAACAACCUGUAUUCAGCAAGGACGAAAUUUCAUAUGGACGUCAUGUUACUUGGUAUUGAUUCUGUAUCACGGUUGAAUUUCAUGAGACAGCUACCGGAAACACGACAGUAUCUGUUGCAGAAGGACGCCAUUGAAAUGAACGGGUAUAAUAAGGUUGGUGAUAAUACGUUGGUGAAUUUGGUACCAUUGCUGACCGGAAAAUAUCUUGAAGAUUUACCAUGGAGCGAAUCUUUAAGAAAACUCCCUUUUGAUAAAUAUGAUUUCUUGUGGAAAAGAUACCAUAGAAAUGGUUACAGGACAAUGUUUGCGGAAGAUGGACCUAUUUUAGCUACAUUUAAUUGCGUCAAAUUUGGAUUUAAGGUACAACCCACGGAUCAUUAUCUUCGACCAAUUACUUUAGCAUUCGAAAGGGAUAAUUCAGUCUGGUCGAAGCGGCGGAGAUGCGUUCGAGAUCGUAGUAUAACAGACAUGGUGCUACAAUAUACUUAUGAUUUUGUUAGAACCUAUAACGACACACCACAUUUUAGUUUAUCAUUUAUAACCUCCCUCACUCACAAUAAUAUGAACAAUGCAGGUUAUAGCGAUCUAGAAUACCAAAGGUUUUUCCACAGACUUUUCAAGCAUCAGCUCAUAAACAACACUUUUGUGAUAUUUUUUUCCGAUCAUGGCAUUAGGUUUGGUUCGUACAGAUCAACAUAUCUCGGUAAAUUGGAAGAAAGACUUCCAUUUAUGUUCCUUAUUCCCCCUCCUUGGUUCAAACAGAGUUUUCCACACAUGUGGAAUAAUCUUAAAUUGAACUCGCAUCGCUUAACAACACCGUUCGAUAUUUACGAAACUCUGGUAGACAUACUGGAUAUGGAGAAAGCAAUGAAAAGAGACCACAAUGAAGAAAUUGAGUCGACGCAAAGGAAACGAAUUAGUUUGUUUCGAAAAGUGCCACUGAGUCGUACAUGUGAGGAGGCGACAAUUUUAUCACAUUGGUGUACAUGCCAUGAAUCCAAACCUGUAAAAGUUAAUGACAGUAUCGUCACCAAAGGAGCGCAGUUUUUAGUCAAAUGUAUAAAUAAGAAAACAUCGCAGCUACGUAACUUAUGUGAUCAACUAGAAUUGGUCAGCAUCAAAGACGCUGUCACCAUGACAGCCAAAAAUAACUUAUUGAGAUACGUUAGGAAUAAGAACUCUGUGAUCAACCACCAUGUUGUGUACGGCAAUAAAGUGAAUACUAUUAUCAAAGAUUACCAACUGACGAUACAGACUAAUCCAGGUGGGGGUCGUUUUGAAGGAACAGUGAGGUAUGAUAGCAAAACAAAACAUUUCAGUCUUUUAGGGGACAUCAGUCGAACAAAUAAGUAUGGCGAUCAAGCCCGGUGUGUUUCAAGCGCAAGAAAAUUCUGUUUCUGUCGAUCCAAUACAACUUCUCUAAGCUCCUGAGUAUUGCAUUCCAUAAUGUACAUAAGAACACCACACACACACACACACACAUACGAAAAGACUUAGACGCACUCACUUUUACACGCGUGUAUAUAUGGACAUGUAUGUGUGUGUUUAUAUAUAUGUAUGUAUAUAUAUGUG
Octopus bimaculoides (California two-spot octopus) is the source of this 2166-nucleotide messenger RNA. RefSeq lists its product as uncharacterized. The record is from RefSeq and is a predicted model, not a curated record. NCBI's taxonomy places the organism in Eukaryota, Metazoa, Mollusca, Cephalopoda, Octopoda, Octopodidae.